CUUCUCUCCGCUGGAAACAUGGCGGUGCCCGGCGAACACCGACCUCUCGACGGCUUUCUACCUCACGGGCUCACCUCCAACACUCCCUUCCCCAGCCUCAAGCUGUCUGUCCUCAUCGGAAUCCUCAGCCUCUCCGCGCUCUCCAUCGCUCUCCUCAUAUGCCUCUGCAUCCGUCUCCGCCGGACCUCGAAGAAGCGCAAUAUGCUAGCAAAAGAGACGGAUUCGAGGGCAUCAUCAGGACCUUCCUAUGAGGUUUUUCUAAGUUUUCGAGGAGUGGACACCCGCCAUGAAUUCACCGAUUUUCUUUACGAUGGCAUGCAUAAUGCCGGGAUCCUCGUCUUUAGAGACAGUGAAUCCCUCCACGUUGGUAAAAGGAUCGCCGAUGAACUUCUACAAGCAAUCGAGAACUCUAAGAUCUACAUCCCCGUCUUCUCCAAGAAUUAUGCUUGGAGUCACUGGUGCCUCCGAGAGCUCGCACACAUGGUUGAGUGCACCUCCAAAUCGAACGGGAAUAAAGAGAUCUUGCCGAUUUUCUUGGAUGUGGAGCCUGACGAUGUCAAACUCAAAACAAACUUAUACAGCAAAGCACUUUUGAAGCACCAGAAGAAGUUUUGCACUGAAGUUGAAUCAUGGAAAAAGGCUCUUAUUGAGGUGGACAAGGUCAAGGGAUGGAACUGGAAAAGAGAUGAAGGCCAAGCAGAUUUGAGAAACUCUGUGAUUGAAACUGUGUUGGAUAAGCUGAAUGCUGGAAAUAAAAAGAUUGUGAGUGAAAAUCUAGUUGGAGUUUAUGAUCGUGUAAAAGCUCUUAUCAAAAUGUUGGAUGUGGGAUCUGACAACGUACAAUUUCUCAUAAUCCACAGAAUGGGCGGGAUUGGCAAAACAACACUUGCUAAGUGCGUCUUCAACCAACUGUCUUCUGACUUCAAAGACCGCAAUUUUCUUUCAAACAUCCGAGAGUCAUCACAACGCCACGGUAUGGUAUAUUUGCAGAAACAAUUGCUGUCCGAGUUUCUUGAUUCUCGUUCUUUCGUUGAGCGAAUUCAUGACGUCAAUGAGGGGAUCAACAUGAUCAAGAGAGUUCUUGGCAGUAAAAAAGUUCUCAUUGUUCUGGAUGACGUGGAUGGGAAAGAGCAACUUAAAAGUCUAGCAGAAAAAGGCGAUUGGUUCUGUAUGGGAAGUAGGAUUAUCAUAACUACUAGGGAUCAAAGUAUCCUAAGGAUUGAGGGAGAAGCAAGCAGUGAAGGCCCCGUAGAAAAGUCUUCAAAAGUUACUUCUUACGAAGUACAUGAAAUGGAGUUUGAUGAUGCUCUUAAGCUUUUCAGUAAGCAUGCCUUUAGAAGAGACUCUCCUCGAGAUCAAUUUUUCUCCCUUUCAAAUGAGAUUGUCUCCACUUUGGGAAGGCUUCCUUUAGCCCUUGAAGUUACGGGUUCAUCCCUUAACAAUGAGUCGGAAGAAUUCUGGAAAGCCACAUUGAAGAAGUUAAAAGAAGCUCCUCCCAAAGAAGUCCAAAGUACAUUGAUGAUAUCUUACGAUAAGUUGGAAGAUAAACAAAAGCAAGUGUUUUUGGAUAUAGCUUGUUUUUUUAUUGAUGACUAUAAGACAUGCCCUUUCUACAUGUGGGAUGCCUGUGGAUACCACCCACACGUUACCAUUAAGGUCCUCUGUCUCAUGUCCUUGAUAAAAAUCAAAGACGAUGAUACUUUUUGGAUGCAUGACCAAGUACGGGACCUUGGAAGGGAAAUCAUUCGUCAAGAGAAUUGCGAAGAUCCCAGCAAACGCAGCAGAGUAUGGAAUCCUAAAGAAACCCGGAGCAUUCUAAAGGGUAAAGAGGGGAGUACCAAAAUUAAGGCACUGUCACUUGGACGUCGUAAAGGCAUUCUAACAGUAACAGGUGACGAGCUUGCUAAUCUACAGAAGCUGAGGUUCUUUCAAGGAGGAUGUGUGUCCCUUGCUGGAGACGUCAAUCGUCUUUUCCCCAGUUUGACAUGGCUUUCUUGCCGUGAUUUCUCUCUUGAGUUUGAGGCGAAAAACUUUCAUCCGACUAAUUUAGCCGUUCUUGACCUUUCAUGGAGCAAUAUUUCAGAGGAAAGGAUUGAUUGGAUUAGAGUGGCAAGUAAACUAAAAGUACUAGAUCUCGGCUACUGCCACCGAUUAACGAGAACACCGGAUUUAUCCACGUUGGUGUCUUUGGAGAAGUUGAUAUUACGGUCUUGUUGGAAUAUAAAGGAACUUCCGAACUCGAUUGGGAAGUUACAAUCAUUGAUCGAGUUGGAUUUGUCGGGGACAAGUAUUAGUCACCUACCCGAUUCAAUCGGCAAUCCGAAGCAACUAACAAUACUCGGGAUCGGCAACUCACAAGGGAUAACAAAAUUACCAGGUGCAAUCGCGCAGUUGGAUAAGCUUGUAGUGUUAGACGCCGGAAGAUGUCAGAACUUGACUGGGGAAAUACCUGCAGAAAUUGAGAGAUUGUCUUGUUUGAGAAUCCUAGACUUGUCAUGGACAAAAAUAUCUAGAUUACCCACGACGGUGAAUCGCCUCUCUAAUCUCCAAGAACUUAAGCUAGCCAGAUCUGAUAUUAAACAGUUGCCGGAGCUUCCCCCUAGUUUGACUUGUCCGACAUGGGAGGCUGCUAUUUAUCUGGAGAGUUUCAGUUCUCUUCCUACUAGCAUCGGUACCCUAUCUCAGCUGAAAGCACUAGCAUUGGCCUCCCCAAAUGUGCGACUCCUCCCCCAGCUUCCGUCUAGUUUAAGAGAGUUAAAACUUGUAAAUCUGGCGAUCGUACAACCGCUAGAUUUUUCCAAUUUGGUAAAAUUGUCAACCUUGGAAUUCUAUAGCUGUUCGAUUCUGGAAUUCUCCGGUAGAUUUGGUCCGGAGUUGGAGAAACUAUACUUGGGGAAAUGCUCGUUUGGAAGACUGGACGCACUGUUUCAGUUGGAAAUGAGAAGAUUGCCAUCUUUAACUUUGGAUAUGUGUGAGUUCCUCCCAGAAAUACUUGAUCUGUCGCAUAUGAAGAAUCUGCAAGAGGUAUUUCUGUUUGGACGCAAGCUGCAAGUCGCGAUUCGCGGCCUUGAGGAAUUGGGAUCCCUUUCCUCCCUCAUGGUCGUCAAUUGUAGUUCGAUUGAAUGGAUGUCGGAUCUAUCGAAAUUGAGAAAGCUAGAGAAGCUCCAAGUAAAAAUUUGUCCGAAGCUAAGAAGCCUGGAAGGUGUAAACCACUUGGAAUCUUUAAAGAGGAUGUGGAUUCACGAUUGCGGGUUGUUGGAGUGUUUGGCUGACACCUCAAAUAUGGAUUUAGGAUGUUGCCAUGUCGUCCAUUGCGACCUGUUGCCCGACCGCCAUUGUUGUGAACAUGGGAGUAAUUGUCGAUAUUUGAGCCUCAAUGGCGUAAGCCUCAAAUUUGCCCUCCAAAUCAUGCACGACGCCGAAGUUAUCAACCUCAUGAUGUGCAACGCAAAUGACCGGCAUGCCGUGCGACGCAAUAGACCGAACCCAUGGUACUCCAAAGAAGGAGGGGCCGUGAAGACAGAGAUGUCAAAGGUUGAAGCUAACGUUGUUGGUGUUCCGAAGCCUGGAAAGAACAAAGGCAAGGUCAUAGUUUUGGAAGAAGUGAAGGUCAGAUUUGGAAGAGAUGCUUCCCUUAGCAAGUGA
Messenger RNA from Rhodamnia argentea, 3645 nucleotides. RefSeq names its product disease resistance protein L6-like. The record is from RefSeq and is a predicted model, not a curated record. NCBI's taxonomy places the organism in Eukaryota, Viridiplantae, Streptophyta, Magnoliopsida, Myrtales, Myrtaceae. Gene Ontology annotation, biological process: signal transduction; defense response. The transcript has 5 exons. Bases 19 to 3645 code for a protein of 1208 amino acids. Gene Ontology annotation, molecular function: ADP binding.